GAAUAAAAAUAAUUUCCCUUCCAGUCCUCUCCUCCCGCCCCUUCUUAUCUCUCUCGAAAGCCCCCCGUACCCUCCCCACAUCUCUCCCCACAAUACCCACACAAGCCGAACGCAUCUCUCUCUCUCUUCUUCUCUCGCUCGUCUCAACCCUAGAUAGAGGUAAACUCGCCGCCAUGCGGCGCUGACUCGCCCGAGUCCUACCGAUUUCCGCCGAUUCUCACCGGUUUUCGUCGUUUCCUCGCAGGUCUCACCAUGAAGGGGGGCAAAUCCAAGGCAAAAGCCGACAACAAGCUCGCCGUGAAGAAGAACGCCCCUGCGGUGAAGAAAUCUGCGAAAGCUACUAAAGCUGCUAAGGAUCCGAACAAGCCCAAGAGGCCUUCCAGUGCUUUUUUCGUCUUCAUGGAGGACUUCCGCAAAUCCUACAAGAGUAAGAAUCCGAACAACAAGGCAGUUUCUGAAGUCGGUAAAGCCGGAGGUGCAAAAUGGAAACAACUUUCAGAUGCCGAAAAAGCUCCUUAUGUGGCGGAGGCUGAGAAAAGGAAAAAGAAAUAUGAGAAGGACAUAAAAGAGUAUGAUAGAAGACAGGCUGAGGGUCCUGCAGAGGAGGACGAGGAAUCCGACAAGUCAAAGUCAGAGGUGAACGAUGAAGACGGAGAUGACGAUGAUGAUGAGAGCGGCGAGGUUUGUAAUUUUGAUCUGCUUUGUUUUAAGUGAAUUUUAUUAUUGUAACCACAUUAUUAUUUAUUGAUGAAUUACCUGUUCUUUGCCAGGAUGAGGACUCUGAUUAAAAGUACCCAGAAGAUUUGGUGAUUGGCAUCUUUGUGGUCCAUGAUGAUGAUGAUGUGUUCUAAAGUAUUUAGUGCUUCUUAGUUAAACUUUUCCUGAUUUUGUUUCUGGGAGGAAGGAGGGUUAGGUGGGGGGGAAGGGAAGGAAAGGAGGGAAAGGGUUUACUCUUUCUAGUGAAGUGAGCUCUUGGGUAAAUCCAUUGCUCCAAUGUACCUUAUUAUGAUAUUGAUGCUGAUUACGUUUUCAAUCCAUUUUUAUGCAUUUUAAUGAUAAUACCUGUGUUCUUGUAUCACUUUGAAUUAGCAUUCGAUCAUUUGGUUUGUGUCUUUGGUCAAUGAGAUUCAAGCAUGAUUUUAACCCUUGCCUUGUGCACACACCUUAGCUUAGUUCUAUUGG
This is a messenger RNA of Cuscuta campestris, 1182 nucleotides long. The record is from the annotation of a GenBank genome assembly. Lineage: Eukaryota; Viridiplantae; Streptophyta; Magnoliopsida; Solanales; Convolvulaceae.